Molossus molossus (Pallas's mastiff bat) is the source of this 1764-nucleotide messenger RNA. RefSeq names its product adrenoceptor alpha 1A (gene ADRA1A). Gene Ontology annotation, cellular component: membrane. NCBI's taxonomy places the organism in Eukaryota, Metazoa, Chordata, Mammalia, Chiroptera, Molossidae. Gene Ontology annotation, biological process: phospholipase C-activating G protein-coupled receptor signaling pathway; regulation of vasoconstriction; regulation of cardiac muscle contraction. The transcript has 3 exons. The record is from RefSeq and is a predicted model, not a curated record. Gene Ontology annotation, molecular function: alpha1-adrenergic receptor activity. Bases 434 to 1711 code for a protein of 425 amino acids.
GAAUUCCAAAUGAUGUGCAGAAUGCUGACUAUUCUAAUCUGUACAGAUCAGACAGUACAGAAAAGAGGAUUCCUGUAAUUCUGGGAUUGCAUUUUGCAACUUGUCUCCUCAAGCUUGGCGCCAAGCCUCUGGUAGGUAGGGACUUGGGGUCUGGGACCAAAGCAGCGGGUGGAGGGCGUCCGCGGACUACCCCGCGCGUCCCUGGCCAUGUUGCCUUUAAUGUCCUGUCUUUUUGCGUGGCGUUCUGAGGGUUUCCAGGGCUGGCUGGGGUUGCUUUCCACCUGCAAGCUCUCUGUCAUGCCCAGCCAACCCCAGCCCUCAAGGAUCCCUCAAGCCGAGACCUUUUGACUCCCAGCUUCUUAGAUCCCUCCUGCGCCCCCUCCCCUGCCUGGGGGUGGCGGAGAGCCGGACCUCGCAGGGCCAAGCCAGGAUCAUGCUGUUUCUCUCUGGAAAUGUCUCCGACAGCUCCAACUGCACUCAUCCGCCGGCACCGGUGAACAUUUCCAAGGCCAUUCUGCUGGGGGUGACCUUGGGGACUCUCAUCAUUUUCGGGGUACUGGGGAACAUCGUAGUGAUACUCUCGGUGGCCUGCCACCGGCAUCUGCACUCCGUCACUCACUACUACAUCGUCAACCUGGCGGUGGCCGACCUUCUACUCACAUCCACCGUGCUACCCUUCUCCGCUAUCUUCGAGAUCCUAGGCUACUGGGCCUUUGGCAGAAUCUUCUGCAAUAUCUGGGCGGCGGUGGACGUCCUGUGCUGCACCGCGUCCAUCAUGGGGCUCUGCAUCAUCUCCAUUGACCGCUACAUUGGCGUGAGCUACCCGCUGCGCUACCCCACCAUCGUGACCCAGAAGAGGGGUCUCAUGGCUCUGCUCUGCGUCUGGGCACUCUCCCUCGUCAUCUCCAUCGGGCCUCUGUUCGGCUGGAGGCAGCCGGCCCCCGAGGAUGAGACCAUCUGCCAGAUCACUGAGGAGCCGGGCUACGUGCUCUUCUCGGCACUGGGUUCCUUUUACGUGCCGCUCGCCAUCAUCCUGGUCAUGUACUGCCGGGUCUACGUAGUGGCCAAGAGGGAGAGCCGGGGCCUCAGGUCCGGUCUCAAGACCGACAAGUCGGAGUCGGAGCAGGUGACGCUCCGUAUUCAUCGGAAAAAUGCCCGGGUAGGAGGCAGCGGGGUGUGCAGCGCCAGAAACAAAACGCACUUCUCCGUGAGACUCCUCAAGUUUUCCAGGGAGAAGAAAGCUGCCAAAACACUGGGCAUCGUGGUCGGCUGCUUCGUCCUCUGCUGGCUGCCUUUUUUCUUAGUAAUGCCUAUUGGGUCUUUCUUCCCUGACUUCAGGCCUUCUGAAACAGUUUUUAAAAUAGCAUUUUGGCUCGGAUACCUAAACAGCUGCAUCAACCCCAUUAUAUACCCAUGCUCCAGUCAAGAGUUUAAAAAAGCCUUUCAGAAUGUCUUGAGAAUCCAGUGUCUCCGCAGAAAGCAGUCUUCCAAACGGGCCCUAGGCUAUACCCUGCACCCACCCAGCCAUGCCCUGGAGAGGCAGCACAAAGACCUGGUGCGCAUCCCCGUGGACUCAGGAGAGACCUUCUAUAAGAUCUCCAAGACUGAUGGGGUUUGUGAAUGGAAGUUUUUCUCUUCCCUGCCUCAUGGAUCUGCCAAGAUUGCAGUGCCCAAAGACCAAUCAGCCUGCACCACAACCCGGGACUUUUAACCAUGAAACCACCUGCACACAGCUCCAGUCAAGCCGGUUGGAACACUGUUGGC